Messenger RNA from Amphimedon queenslandica, 1218 nucleotides. RefSeq lists its product as uncharacterized. Lineage: Eukaryota; Metazoa; Porifera; Demospongiae; Haplosclerida; Niphatidae. The record is from RefSeq and is a predicted model, not a curated record. The coding region runs from base 133 to 1068 and encodes 311 amino acids. The transcript has 5 exons.
GCUGCUUUACAGUUGUUAUAUGAUGUCCCAUUAAGUGAGAGUACAUUAGUUGAAUCUAUUGUAUUAUUUACUGACGGUAAAGCUAACUUUGGUAUUAAAGACAGAGAACCGCUAGCCAAAGCAACAAAGUCAAUGGUUAAUGAGAUUGGUCGUCAAGUGUGUGUAUUCACAUUAGGCUAUGGCAGUGAUCAUGAUUCUGAUACAUUGCAUGCUAUCUCUGAUGCUGGAAACGGUUUGUUUUAUUUCGUUGAAAAUAAAGACAGCAUCCCUGACAGUUUCUGCGACUGUCUUGGAGGACUACUCAGCAUUGCAGCACAAAAUCUGGUGCUGACACUCACUGUUAAUGAUGAGUUGUGUCGAAUGGUAAAGCCUCCGUUGACAUCCUAUGUGACCGAAUCAUGUCCAAAGCAGACAUACAAGAUCACAAUACCUGAUAUAUACUGUGAAGAAGAGAAAUGCAUACCGAUACAUACAAGACUCCUCGCUGCCUCAUCAACUGCUGGUUGUAUUGAAUCAAAGGCACAAAUUCUCUCUUGCUCUCUGACUUACUUUGAUGUCCUCCGCUGCUCACCAAAGACCACUACAGCUACUGGAGCAGUCCUAGUUAGCAAAGAGAUAUCCGAUCCAGUUAUAGACAAAGAAUAUCAAGAGGACAUUGAACUACACCUCACUAGAUAUGACGUUGCUGAAGCAAUAUCCUCAGCUACUAAACUAGCCGAUGAAGGUCAGCUUGAAUCAGCCAGAGCUGCCCUCCAUCGCUGCAAAGCUCGCAUCAAGAAGAGUGUUGUGUUUGGUUUGCCACUUGCAAAGUAUUUUGAGGAGACGAUUGAUGAGUCCUUGAAAGGUUUAGCGUCCCAGUCGCAUUAUUCUGGGCACGGUAAACCCUCAAUGAUGAAUUACAGUUUAUCUCAUUAUCAGCAACGAUCCCACGGAGCUGGAGCUGGAGCCUCUUCAAUAUCGUCUGAUAGGAGUGGAGCAUCUCCUUCUCGCCUCUCUUCUAAUCCUUAUACUAAUGCCAAGAAAUCAUCAAUGAAGUUUGCAUAUGCUAAAGUACAUUUUGAUAAGUAAUGUAUAUUGUUGUGUAAUUGUAAUGCUGCCUCGUCCAAGUUUGCAUGGUUAACAUUUGUUCACAAUGUAUAGUCUUGUAUUGUAAUUUAAUUGUGUAAGCAUUUAAUUGAAUAUUUAUAAUCAUUCCAAGAAAACGAUAUUCAUACGGUA